CGAGCCGGGGCAGGGAUGGCCGUGCGCCGCAAGUGCCUACGGGCGGCGCAGGCGGAGCUCGGCGCGGGGCUGGUCGAGUCCAUGCGGGCGUCUUCGCCCACGCACGCCAGGGCCGCCGGCGUCGACGAGGAGCACGCCGCCUCGAUGGCGAGGCACCCAUCGGCGCUUGGCAAGUUCGAGGAGAUCGUGGCGGCGUCCAAGGGGAAGCAGAUCGUCAUGUUCCUCGACUACGACGGCACGCUGUCGCCCAUCGUCAAUGACCCCGACGCCGCCUUCAUGAGCGACACGAUGCGGAUGGCAGUGCGCAGCGUCGCCAAGCAGUUCCCGACGGCGAUCGUCAGCGGCCGGUGCCGCGACAAGGUGUUCGAGUUCGUCAAGCUGGCGGAGCUGUACUACGCCGGCAGCCACGGCAUGGACAUCAAGGGCCCGGCCAAAUCCUCCGCCGGACACGCAAAGUCCAACUCCAAGGCUAAAGGAGUUCUGUUUCAGCCAGCAAGCGAGUUCAUGCCCAUGAUCGAGCAGGUACGCAUCUUGGCUUCGACCUCACAACCACAUCAUCGACCCUAGCUAGCUACCCAAACUGUUCGCCUGUUUACAUCAGCUGUU
Molecule: messenger RNA, 606 nt
Organism: Lolium perenne
Lineage: Eukaryota; Viridiplantae; Streptophyta; Magnoliopsida; Poales; Poaceae
Product: probable trehalose-phosphate phosphatase 7
Biological process (GO): trehalose biosynthetic process
Molecular function (GO): trehalose-phosphatase activity
Source: RefSeq, a predicted model, not a curated record